This is a messenger RNA of Fonsecaea nubica, 2589 nucleotides long. RefSeq lists its product as hypothetical. Gene Ontology annotation, molecular function: DNA binding; zinc ion binding. The coding region runs from base 1 to 2589 and encodes 862 amino acids. Gene Ontology annotation, biological process: DNA-templated transcription. The record is from RefSeq and is a predicted model, not a curated record. NCBI's taxonomy places the organism in Eukaryota, Fungi, Ascomycota, Eurotiomycetes, Chaetothyriales, Herpotrichiellaceae. The transcript has 2 exons.
AUGCAAGUUGUUUGGGAGGCGGACACGGCGGCCUUCGCGAGCCGCAAGAGAGCCGCACGGGCAUGUCAGAAAUGUCGCGCCGCGAAGAAGCGCUGUCAUCACACCUUUCAGCGCCCGCCAGAGCAGCAGGCAGAUUCUGAUGGGCUUGACAGGGUGCUGCCCAACCUGACACACAAAGAACCCAUCCGUUUCGUGGGAGACUUGAACCCCGAGUCCAUCCUCACGGACUUGUCGUCGAGGAAGCAAGGCGGCCAGAGGAUCAGUCGGGUCGGCACCUGGGUCGAACAGUCUCGCGACUUACAAGAUGGACUCCCUCCAGAGGACCUUGGCCCGCCCCAACCGCACAAGUCGGGCGACAAAACGCCACUCAAUGUCGAGAAGUAUGGCAGGGUUGAAGGUGGUCGAAGGAUCCUGACUGGUCAUCAACGAAAUUACUUGCAAGCCGUGGGAGCCUUUCGAGUUCUGCCCAAGGCGACUCAGGACGCCCUGGUCACCACUUACAUUGCAUGCUUUGAUGGACUGCUACCCAUCCUGAACGGCAUUAAACUGCUUCGGGACUAUACCGAGGGACGGUGCUCAAUAUUCCUCAUGCAGGCCAUAUGUCUUGUCACCUGCAAGACCGAGGAGGCCGCUCCAUACCUCCUACUUUAUGAUGACGGGCCACUUCUUGAUCCCAUCCCAUUCGCCCGGAGUUUACAUACGGGAUUGGAUGCAGCAAUGAAAGCUGACCUGGAACCUGAUAGAGUCACCAAGGUCCAGAUUCUGACAUUGAUGCAUCUACAUAAUGAUGGACCAGGGGGCAUUGAAGAGUCCUCACUGCAUCUGUCGCAAGCAAUUCACGAUGCCUGGACAGCGGGUCUCCAUAUCCACACGCCAGGACGGUCCCCCAAAGACCAGUCAAGCAUGUUAUGGUGGACCAUCUGGACUCUCGACAAGAUCAAUGCCUGUCUUGGUGGGCGGCCAAUUGUGAUCGCAAAUCGAGACAUCGACAUCGCUCGUCCGCCCCUGGAGAACGGCGUUCCCAGAAGCAAUGUAAUCAAUUUGUGGCUGAGAUUGGGAGACCUUCUCGACGAGGUCAUUGAAUUUUACAGACCAACUGCGGACCCGGAGUGUACAGGGUGGGAGGCUGAGUUCCCAGCCUAUCGGUCGCUGACUGAGGGUAUCGAUUUGUCCUUACUUCCAGUCUCGGAACAAAGUAUCCUCGAGCUCUGUUACCACGUCAUCGCGAUUCUCUCUUGCCGCGCAGGUGGUCCUUCCACGACCUCCUAUGCCCGCCGUAUAUCAGCGGCUGAUCGGAUCCAGGAACUCCUCGCUAACGGUCGUCACACGUCUGUUCAACCUAUUCCUCUGGUGCCCUAUGCGGUCGGCCUCGCACUGACAGUUGCAUACCGCGGUCUCCGUGACAAUGCAUUUGAAGACACCGAUCGUGCACAGGCCGAUCUCGCUACGCGCUGUGAGACAUUGGAGGCGCUGAGCAUGUACUGGUGGACUGCAGACGCAAUGGCCAGACUGGGCCGGAAGGCGCUGAAGUCUCUGAAACAAACAGGGGUGAGGAAAGCUGACGUGACUGGAAUCGUCAACGCAAUGGAAGCAGAGGUCGCUGCGUGCAAGUUUGGGCCGUUUGAGGGCAAGGCUCAUCGUGGAGGACACCAUUCUCACAGUUCAUCCACGCCCGCUGCGACGCUCAGAGGGUCUGCGACUACAACCCCGGCGAUGACGAAAUCCCUGUCUUCUGGCGGAGGCCCCGGAGGAAACGGAUUACAUGUCCUCUCCGAUGCAGCAGCAACCCAUUCAAACGGAACAGCCCCGACCCUAGCGUCGCCAUCCUCGGCCAGAAGCGGCGACAAUAGCGUCAGCAACAAGAGCCAUAGCAAGAAUCUUGGGAAUACUCCUGUUGCUAGGGCCAUGCCCAACGUCACGCCCGCAUCGCUCUUGACCACCACAUCCCCCAAAACGUCCCUGUCGCAGCAAUUCAACCACAGCUACGCCUCGGGAUUCAGCCAAAUCCCACCCAUGUCCGCGUUCCAGUACCAGAACUACAACAAAAGCACGCGCUUCCAGACAUCAGCCCUGAACAACCCGCACCACAAUGCCCUUGGUGGGAUGUCCUCUACCGGUGCAAACGCGUUUGCGCUCGAUGUACCAUCCUCGUUUGGCCCGGGCAUUUACGACCCGCAGUUCACGAAUCUGGACGAGCUGUUCGACGGCUUCUUCGACCUCAGCAUGCCCACCAUCUUCCAGGACCCGCUCUUCGAUGGCGAUGCUUUCCUAAAUGCCGACCUCAAUUUCGGCAUGGACCCCAGCAUGGCCACUAUCGAAGGCCUGGGCUAUGCCACCGACGUGGGCGCCGGCUCUGCCAUUGUCGGCGCUGUGUCUCCUUUACCCUUAUCUGGAAUCUCAGGGCCGACAGCUCCCCCAGCAGCAGCCUCGGCGACAACGCUCACCGGCACCGGGCCUGCACCGUCCAGCGACAACGCAUCCUCGACAACUCCUCCCAAGCCGUCCACGAGCGCAGGCACGGGCGCUAGUGCUGGGCUACAUAAUAGCACUCCACGCAGUCCGGCGUAUCCGGACAUUGGCACACAUUGA